AUGGUCCCUCCCACGGCAAUCGUCACCGGUGGUUCCUCUGGCAUAGGGGAUGCACUAGUACACCACCUCGUCUCCAUGCAAUGGAGAGUUGUCAUCGCCGACAUCAAUCCUCCAAGAGAGGUCAUUCCCGACACAUUAUUCAUUCGGACCGAUAUCGCCUCCUGGCAGGACCAAGCCGAUAUGUUUAAGCAAGCCUACGCAUGGAGUAGACGUCUGGACUUUGUUGCGCUUAAUGCGGGUGUCGACGACAGAGACGAUAUAUUCGGUACGCUCUCUAACGAUGUGAACGAGCCACCACAGCGGCCCGAUACUAAGCCCUUUGAUGUGAACAUUACUGGGACAUACUACGGCAUCAAACUUUCUGCUCACUACAUGACCGUUCCAAGCACAGAAGCCGGCAAGCGUAACGCUGGUGGUAAGAUAGUCAUUACAGCGUCUGGAGGAGGUAUCUAUCCUAUUCCUAUCCUCCCUCAAUAUGUAGCCAGCAAGCACGCUCUUGUUGGGCUUGUUCGGGCCCUGGGGAGAAACCAAGCCACCUCCAAGGCCAACGUUCGCAUCAAUGCCGUCUGUCCUGCCAUCGUCGACACUCCAGCCCUGCCACCGGGCCUAGUGAGCAAGCUUCCUCCGGACCAGAUCACACCAAUGAGCACUGUCAUUCGCUGUUUUGAUGCUUUGGCGGAUCUUACCGACGUCGGGGACGAGGACUGGGUCCUGCGAGGAAGGACAGGAGAGACACUGGAAGGAAACGGGGAUGAAUUGAUAUGGCAUCGCCCGCCCGAGCGGCGCGGCGGAAAAUUUGUGAGGGAAACUGGCAUGCUGGCCGUGGCACAGGCAUACAAGGAGAAAGCCGAAAGGGCUGCGGUAUAG
This is a messenger RNA of Cladophialophora psammophila CBS 110553, 867 nucleotides long. RefSeq lists its product as uncharacterized. The coding region runs from base 1 to 867 and encodes 288 amino acids. Lineage: Eukaryota; Fungi; Ascomycota; Eurotiomycetes; Chaetothyriales; Herpotrichiellaceae. The transcript has 2 exons. Gene Ontology annotation, cellular component: cytoplasm. The record is from RefSeq and is a predicted model, not a curated record. Gene Ontology annotation, molecular function: oxidoreductase activity, acting on the CH-OH group of donors, NAD or NADP as acceptor.